AUGGGGGGUAAAACCGGCACGGCAACAGAGCGCUGUAGCGGCAGUGACGUUGUGUGUCAAAUUCACACCACCGCGACAACAGCCGCACCACUCGCCGUGAGGCCGCAUAACAUGGGGAUGGCGUUUAUGAGCCGAAUUCUUUUUCAGGUACCUCUCACCGCGGAGGGGAAGACGGUGAGGCAUUGUUGUCAGCCGGGCCCUGUCCUGUUCACGUUUCCGAUCGACGGAACUCAUCUUCUUGUGGCCUGUGGUUCGGAUAAAAGUCAAAGGGACGGCGGCUCAACUGUGUACGUCGUGCGUUUGUGCCCGGAUGAUCCCCCAACUUCUCUGCCCAGUCGCCUUCCAAUCGCCGUCAUAUCGGGAUGUGUGCAGAACUAUAAUGUGCCCUUCUCACCACGGAGUGGAAGAGCAUUCCCUGCACCAGUGGCGAUGGAGACAAGUGCUGGCUCGAGUCGCAGUGGUCACUUGCGUGAGGGAAACGCAGACUUUGCUGCGCGUCCUUCUGUACCGAUGGGCUUAGCCACAGAACCAGUCCCGAUGGCUGAUGACGCUGUACAUGGCACGUCUCCAAUAAAAUUUUUGCCAUCUCGCCCAGGCCAAUUGCAUUCUUUUCUAUUUGCUGACGCAGCAACGCAUGCUAUUUGGGCAGCGGAAGUGGACACUGGAACGUUAACAGUUUGCGUUGUACCGCCAUCCCUUUAUUGGGGAAAUGAGGGAGGCGUUGACGCUGCAACCGCAGCUGAUGCCAAGGCGCAGCAACAGCAUCCAUGUUCAGACGGUGCAUUGAAGCCAGGGGCUUUAUUAGGUGGCAUAGAGGGAUUUGUGGACGGACCUUUUCACAUGGCUCGCUUUGCUUCUCCCUCCGCACUUUGUUGGCGUAUGGACGAUGAUUUUGCUGGAGAGGAAGAUGGUGGGGGGCCCAGGCAACCGCAUACGGGGCGAGAUACUUUUCGUGGUGACGUAUUAUUUGUCAGUGAUCGCGGAAACCACGCUGUUCGAUACGUUGACUUUCAAAACAGAUUGGUGCGUACCAUUUUGGGCAUUGACGGCGUCCCGGGCUACCGCGAUGGCGAUUAUCGCGUGUCACGCCUGCACGACGCCGCGGCCCUUGUGUGGUGUACUUCAGGACUGUUGUUCCUCGACAAGCCCAACGGCGCCAUUCGACUUAUUACUGGACUAAAAAGGAAGAAGAAGAAUACAGUGACGGCUCUGGAGAGGGAAAAAGAGGGAGAUGUACCUCAAACUGUUGCACAACUGAACAUGCCCGUGGCGUCUUCAGAGGGACCCACGACACAUGCCAAACUUCGCGUGUGGACUGUUGCUGGAGGACGGUAUGGCAAAAUGGGGCCGUAUGUUGACGCCAAGGAGUCGCAUCGGGCCUCAUUGGGUAUGCCGAGCGCGUUGGCGCUACUUCCAGGUGGAAAUGGUGUGUUGUUUACAGACAGUCAGCAUGGGGCAUUACGUAUUUUAUCUUUGUGCGGGGUGGAGACUCUUAUUGGGCCACACAAUUGUCUUACUUUAUCAUCCCUCUCUAGGGGAUUGCUUGCCUGCUCACAUAUUGUGGUGUGCCGCCUUGUCACAUCCAAUAACUCUUCGCGUCACGCAUUUCUUGUCAGCAGUGGAGUGCAAGGCACCGUCUCGCUGUUGGUGCCGUGCGAUGGGACGGAAUGUGUAGGUGACGAGAAAGCAAUCGACCUGGAUUUCACCAACGUAACCUCACUUCUCCCAGAGGAAUGUGCGCUGGUAGCGAGUGGAGUGCUAAGAAAGUACACAUGCGUUGAUGAGAAAUCGUCUAUUCGCAUGAUGGGAAAAACCGGUGUUGUUCCACGGGGAGGUACAAAAACGCAUGGAAGUGGUAACGAUCCUCACCGGAAGAACAACCACACAACGAUGUUGUCAUCUUCGUUGGUAGUGCGCAGUGGCGCCUCGUCCCGGGUUCAAUUCUUGGCGCCAUCCGCAAAAUGUGGUCCUUUGGAUGAGGCAAUGCGACAGCUCUUCUAUGUCUACGCGUACUACGCCCGCAAGAGCUCCGCACCAACAACCUCGACAAAAUUAUACCCCCUGGGAGGUGCGGAAAUACCGGAUGAUGUGAACAUGUCGUAUUCACUUUCCUUAAUGAGUUUCUGGCGCUUUCUCUCACACACAGAGUACUUUGGAGCAUGCCCAUUAUGGGCAAAAUCUUCGGCCAACCCUUUUGCCUGCAUGGUUGGAACGAUACCCGGUUUGAAAAGCAAUGAAAACGGUGACGACGCUGCGCCGGGUUUGGUAGACUGGCGCCGCACCGCGGAGGUGCUUUAUGGGCUGUGCGUGAGACGACAUGGCUAUCGUGUCCUUUCCAUCAUGGGCUUUAGCCUGUUCUGUCGCGUGAUUCUCCUCCUUCAUUGCUGGAUGCGAGAGCAGGGACGGUGCGAGACCGGGCAGAAGGAAGGGCUCCACAGCAACGUGGAUCGCCCGAUACUUCCGUCGAUCGAUGGACUUAGGAAGGAGGAAGUUGUCGAGGCGUACAAGGACACCGUGCGUCAGGUGAGGAAUGUCAACAUUCACCUGCGACAGGGGGUGGGGGAAGCACAGAACGAGGGGAGAGGAUUCAUAGCGGCUGACGAUGUUCUGUGCGUGCUGGUGCACAACGAAAAGAGCCUGCAGCGAUUGUUCGAGGCUUUCAGCAGGAAAAUAUUACUCCAUCGACGCCCGUCGUGUACGACUACAGAGGGCGACGAGUCACACAAGCGGCGGCGGCGGCUCCGUGACGUGCUGCUCCCCGCGGACACCAGAGGACACACGUCAACGGAAUUCGCUUACGGGAUGUCAUACAGCAUGUUUCAUAAAUUAUUUCAUGCGUUGGACGUCUUCCCGAUCCUCAUGGGCGAGUCCCUGCUGCGGCGCGCCUACGUUGACGCCCUGCUCACACCUCUCUUCCAGCAGCAACAGCAACAGCCUGUGCUCUCCUUUGCCCCUCCCAUUUUCCAAGAAGUGGAGAAGAUGUACGCUUGCGGUGGCGCAGCGCUUUCAUUUCUCCCUUUUGUGGAGGCCUUUGUGCGCGUUGCCCUCACUGCCUUCUCGCUCUGCACCGAACAUGAUAGAAGGAUGUACCCAACCGCCGCAGCGAAGGUGGAGGCUCUGAUGCGGUGGGUCAACCGGUCAGUUGAACAGCACCAUAAACACAAGCGGGGUGCGGCCGAGCGCGAUGGUCCCUACCGUAUCGAAUCUCCUGGUGGCAAGCGUGCACUGCUUUUCUCCUCCUUCAUUCCAUUCGACGUCCACGCACGAGUUGAGGGGCGCCACCCGCGUCCGACGAGGCAAGAGAAUCCCUGA
Messenger RNA from Trypanosoma cruzi, 3312 nucleotides. RefSeq lists its product as uncharacterized. The transcript has a single exon. Lineage: Eukaryota; Euglenozoa; Kinetoplastea; Trypanosomatida; Trypanosomatidae. The coding region runs from base 1 to 3312 and encodes 1103 amino acids. The record is from RefSeq and is a predicted model, not a curated record.